AUGGGCAAGCGAAUAUUGUGGCCGACCGCCAAGCUGCUGGCUCUGGCAGUCAUGCGGGCUAUCGGGGUGGCCCACCACUUAGGGGCACAGGGCACGGGUGACGGAGAUGUGAUGCACAUCGCGAUCGUCGGAGCCGGCAUCACGGGCGCCGCUACAGCCUUCCACCUUCACAACCUCUCCCUCUCCAGCCCCAGCCGGCCGCUCUCCGUCACCAUCUUCGAGUCCGCCCCACGCGCCGGCGGCCAGGUCAGGACCACGUCCCUGCCGGGCAGUUGGGAGAAGUUGGAAGUCGGAGCGGCGCACUUCUACGACGAUGAUUGGUGUCUCAUGGACGCGGCACGGGCCGUCAACUUGUCCACGAGAACCACGCGGGUGAAAGGAAACGCCCACGUUUGGGACGGGGAGAGCUUUGCUAGGGACAGGGUCUGCCAUGCCUCUUUUUUCUGGGACCUGGACCGGUGGUUCGAUCCGCGGCCACAUUCGCGGCGGCGCCGGCGAGAGGCGUGGCAGCGUCGGAAGGAGGACCUGGAACUGGAGUGGCGUUACCGCCGGUCGCCCGACAAGUUCCAACGGCUAGUGGCUGGGUUGAUGGACAGAUGGAAGAUGUUCGGGGCUAACGCUACCUUCGACAAUGUCGGGCGGGAGUUCUCGGACGUAAGUCUUAUAGACGGACUCGGCGCGUCUGCGCGGGAUUUCCUACGAGGCAUGAGCGUGGACGAGGAAUACCAGGAGAGGUUCAUAGAGCCGUGCCUGCGGGAUGCCUACGGCUCAACCUUGGAUGAAUCAUCUGUCUUGGACGCGGCCAUGGCCGCCGGGGCACUGCGCUCGAAGGCGGUCUCCAUCGUGGGCGGCAACGCUCUGUUGGUCGAAGAUCUAAUCAGGCGGUCCGGGGCUGAGUUGCACCUGGGUUCCAGCGUCACAUCCGUCACGCCCGGGGUCAGUCACUUGUAUCGGCUGGCCGUGGCUUCUCAAGGCUCAACGAGUGUGAAGCACGGAGAGUUUGACGCGGUGUUCUUCACGGGAUCAUCCCAACGUGGCAUUUCAUCCCCGUGGGCCGGAGCCCACAAACCAUCACCAGAAAUAGAGAGCCACAUUGCGCACUACUCAAUCUCAAGCAAUCAACAAUCACUCGAACCCUUUGGCGGCCCUGUUCCAUUGGCUCCGCUCUCCUUUCUCACGGGUCAGGACUCCAAAUACUUGGGUGAACGGGAUGUGAGGAGCCUGUACACGCACACGCAGUUCUGGAUUGACAGACGAGGUACUGACCCCGACCCUGAGUGCGACCAAUUCGACGAUGUCGUGUCGGUAAAUUCGAAGAGGGCGCUCUCGGACAAUGAUCUCCUGCGGAUCGUCGAGCAUGGGAGCCACGACUCUGCAGGCGUUGGAUGGUUCAGCUGGAUAGAUAAGCAUAGCUGGGUGAGGCAGAACCGGAACUGGACCGAGGUCGGAGUCAAUAUUGAGGGGAGCAUAGAAAUACGUCCUGGACUAUAUAAUCUUCGUCACAAUGCGCUGGACACGGCCGAGAUGGGAUGCAGAAUGGGCCAGAAUGGAGCGCGGUUAUUGCAUGAAGGACUCAUAAGUCCAAAGCAAUGA
Molecule: messenger RNA, 1593 nt
Organism: Neoarthrinium moseri
Lineage: Eukaryota; Fungi; Ascomycota; Sordariomycetes; Amphisphaeriales; Apiosporaceae
Exons: 1
Coding region: 1-1593 (530 amino acids)
Biological process (GO): prenylated protein catabolic process; prenylcysteine catabolic process
Molecular function (GO): prenylcysteine oxidase activity
Source: RefSeq, a predicted model, not a curated record